Messenger RNA from Porites lobata, 17321 nucleotides. The record is from the annotation of a GenBank genome assembly. Lineage: Eukaryota; Metazoa; Cnidaria; Anthozoa; Scleractinia; Poritidae.
AGUUGCAAGUUUCACCAAAAUGGCGGCUUCAGAUGAAGGUACGAAAAAUAUAAAUUAGGAUCGCAAUUUUACGGUUAAAUGAACAUUUUAAAGCCCUAAAAACUGCACCUUUAAAGAUACUAAAUGAAUAAAUCAUUCCAUCCGCAGUGCCAGUCUUUGUGAAGCCAAAGCGGGAGAUUCUGAGCCCACGAGAUCUGAGCAAGUGGGAAAAGUCUCAGGUAGAGAAUUUCUGUUAUUAAAUUUUGUUUUAUUUCUAUAAGCUUAUUUGACGUUUCUUACAUUUUGGCAGUCAUAGGAUUUAUAAAGGUAUUUCGUUUUGAAAACUAGAUAGAUACAUAAAAUUCAUGAAUGGAAGCAGCAGUCUAUCAGCGUACCAGCUAUUUUGAUAGGAGCUAAUACAUGCAUGUGCUGCGGCAUGUUUUUAACUUUGGGGGCAAAGUAGAAUUUUACAGAAUCCCGAAAUCGAAGAUUUCAAAUUUUAAAUUUCAAAUCCCUGUCACUUGAAAUCUAGCCUGUGUACAGACGUCCCCCCUCCCUCAGGAAAAAUCGGGAGAGGAGACGUCUGUGAAUCGCCGUCGUUAAUCGUGUUCCGGUAUACAUUUGCAUAAAUUAUUUUUUUGUCCUUUCGCUGACAGUUGAAAAGGCACAGGUAGGUCUAAAAAUAGCUCUGGCGUCUGUGCACAGGCUAGCCGAACAUCUUCACGCAAUGUCCACCCAAAAAUACAGAUACAAGAUCUCUGAUUACAGGCAAGCCAGGUCAAGCGUUUCUCCCAAGAUCGCAUUAAUGUGUUUAUUAUUCGAAAGUUGAACCGUUGGUAGUUGUAGAUUUCAGAUUUGUGUCUGUGUGCAUUCUUACAUGCGUAAUGAGCCGUGAAUUCACACGUGAUUCAGUUACGAAAUUUCUACCAGCUCAGUUUCCUCCUGUUUCGCUGGAUUUGAUGUAAAUGUCUUCUAAGACAUUUAAUCCAUUCAAAGAUUUUCAAUCUGACCAAAUGCAGAGAAGUUCUCUUAAAAUAUUCACUGCUCAUUACGCAUACAGAAACGCUGACUUAAAUUUGACACCAGUUAUGGGAGCGACUAACAGAUUCAUUUUUUCAAAUAAUCAAUUCAUUAAUGGAAUCUUUUUGGGGUAAACUUGACCUGCCUUGGCCGUUAACGUUGGAUUUUGUAUGCCUUCUCUUUUAUUUUCAAUACCGACCGGUACAGACAGACGCACCUGCAACCGGUGCAGCAAACAUCGUUAACUUCUCAUGCCUUUUCGAGAGAGCCGAAAUACAAAUACCGCUAAACAAAUGUCCACAAAGGUUGGGAAAUCUAUUCCGAGGUUCAUUCAGCAAUCACAACACGAGAAAUUAUUUGCGUCGUGGCAUUAACGUUACAACCAAUCAGAGGCUGUCCCCAACAUUCCGGGAAAUGGUAACACGAUUAUUGUCGGCGAUUCACAGACGUCUCCUCUCCCUAUUUUUUCUGAGGAAGGGACGACGUCUGUACACAGGCUACUUGAAAUCUGGAGUAACCCCCUGGGACGUGCCAAGUCUGCAUUUGUCGCUUACCAAUAAACCCCCGAUACGCGUUCUCUUUUUUGGGCUGCCCUUGAGGGCAAUACCCAAUCAUAAAAUGUGUCACAACUACGUAAAAAAAAAAAGACCAAAUGGCAGACAGAUCUCUCAGAAGGGUUUGCGUGUCUCUUAUCCCCGUUCAAUGGAGCUGAUUUUUGCAUGGAGGGGAGAGGUCAUUUCAGGUCAUUUAGCAAACAGAUUUGAAAGUUGAUUUUGAACUAACACAAAAUUAUUGCAUGGAGUUAUUGGCCCUAUAUUUGCGCCAGAUGAUUACCUAAAAUACCAUACUCGAUGAUGUAGUUAGCCUACGUGGGAGCUACAGAAACAAUGCCCUCCCACAUGGUCCCCACAAGAAAAGCUUGAACUUGCUGCAAUUGUCUCCCUGCAGGGGGUGUGUUGUGGAAAUGUUCCAGUUAAAAAGAGUGCCAAUCGUUUCUCGUUUCAAAAGGCUAACUUGACUAUUUUUAUUCAUAGUGUUAGAAGUUACAGACCCAUUCCACGAGUUAGGAAUACACACUCAAGCCAGAAAAAAACAUGAAAUUCUUUAUUGUAAUCUGUACUUCCCAAAAUAUCAAACUGCUGCAUCAUGAGGUCAGCAGCCCAAUGAAUCCCGAUUAAGGGGGGUCUUGUUGGGCCGAGAAAUGGGUUAUGGGAUUUAAUGGUUAAACUAGGGACACUGGACCAUGGAACUUUUAAGUUUUAUUCCACCUCUUUCUUUGCAGUCAUGCAAAUUGAUCUGUGGAAACCACCAUUUCUUGCAGGCAUACAGUGAUUACCUUGGAUUUGUCCUAACUUUAAAUGAUGCUGUCAAAGGCAAAUCAAUGGGAGGGGAUUAUAAAGUAUCUGAGGUAAUUAUGACUGUUACUCAAACCCUACCUAUCAUGCUAAAGUUAAUUUAUAAUAAUUUAUAGUAUCGAUGACAGAUCACAAUCAUUGAUUUAAAAAAGUCAGUUGAUCAAUAUAAGAAUACCAAGAAUUCAAGAUUAUAUCAUUUUAAUUUUUUGUUUCACAAAUAUUGACUGCCAUUACUCAUGGGAAAUUUUCUUCAACCAAUCUCAUAAGCACAACCCAGAUCUGGGCAGUGAAACGUCAUCAGUAUGAAAUUUCUUUUUUGCUUGUUCCCCAGACAUUAUUUUGUGGGGAAACCAGUGGCUUUGCUAAAUGUUGGCUGUUUUGUUAGGCUACAGGUUUGUUUUCUUAACAACUUUUAACUGCAUACAGGCUUCAACAAAGUUGGUAACCUUACUAGAUACCAUGGAGUCUUGGAUUGAUGAAAUACCACCCACUGAUCAACCACAGAGGUUUGGGAACAAGGCUUACCGGACAUGGUUUGAAAAACUAGAACAGGUUAGAGACUAAGUGAACAUGUUCACCCCUCAAUUACCGCUUGUUACUUGUAGAACCAAAAGAAACCCCUACCUGUUUGAUUCCCCGCCUACUUUUUGUAUUUACCCUGCAACCCUGAAUGUAAAAAUGGCUAGUGUAUCUCAAAACUGGGUUGUGAUGAAUUUUGAUAGCAUAAUUUCAGACAUAACAGUAGAUGGAAGAGCUAAUGUAUUAUAAUGUAUUAUGUAAUGUAUGUGUAAUGUAUGUGUAAUGUAUUAUUUUGCUAAUGCAAUAGCUUCAUUUUGUGAGAAAUGUUGGUAGUCCUGAACAAUACCCUUUGUGAACAAGACACUUUUUGGACUCAAAAUAAAUUAUUGGUGCCUUACAACAAACCUCUGCUCAGCUGACAGCUUUACUAGGCAAAAGCAGAAACUAAUAACAAGCAUAUUCUCCAGCAAGUUUUAAGGGGGGAAAUUUAAGUAAGUGUCAAGAAUAUAAUUAUGUGUGCAGCAGGGGUACACUGUAGUUAUGGAUGGGGGUAGCUUCCUUCUUUUAGGGGAGUAUGGGGGAUCCAUCAAGGGCCCUGAAAAGUAUAAGUGUUGAGAAACAGAGACAAAUAGGAUGGAAACAUUAUUUUCUGCAUAGAGCUGGUGCUUGCAUGAUGACUAGACAGCAAUUUUCACCUACGCCUAUGAAGAAACCCUGAAAAUGAAAACCUGUGAUGCUUGAUUAUUCCUGUUUUACUCCUAGAUAUUGUCUCAAAUUUAUUUUUAUUCCAAUCCCUUUUUAACUGUGGAGGAACUACCAGCUCCUAAGCCUUUUUUGUUGUUAUUUAGAAUGCUGACUCCUUGAUUAAGAAUCUUCUGCCAGAAAAGUUUAUGGGUGCCAGCACAGAACUUGCAGCAUAUCUUUUAGGUUUGGAGCUAUUACCUCGUUGUUUCGUUGUUAUUACAGGGCUUAUUUUUUGACAUUAAAUACCCACAAAAAGGGUUCCUUCUCUCCUCCUUUGGAAACAUUUGAGACCGCUGACAGAUGCCAUUUUGUUGUGACUGCAUGUAUCUUAGACUCUGAGACAUUAUAACACUUAGGGCUUGUUUACGUGGAGGUGGGAUCCCCAGAAAGGUGAGGUAACCCGCUUAGGUGGAGUUAAAAAUUAACCCUCCUUUACAUGCAAUCUUACAACCUCGCCAUACCGGGGUGAACUUUCUCAAGAUUAUUGAAUGGUCGCUAAGCACGUAAACAAGAAAACUGUUGGCAAACCAGGUGUUUUAGUGAUUAAUGCUCUUCUACACUCACUUGCUGCUCUUGCUGCAACCUUUAGUACUGUGGCUUUCUGUUGUUACCUUUAAUAGUGAUGCAAAGCCACCGCUAAAGUGAAUUUUGCGUGUAUUUGAUGUAUCAUGAAUCCGACCCCAGCUAGGCGGGUUACCCCACCUUGAAACGUUUACAUGGCAAAAUUUGACCCGGUCUGGAAGGGUUACCUGGUCUGGCAGACCAGGCCAGCCGCCUUGCCAGGUCACCCCUAUCACCUAUCAUGUAAACGUGAUCAAAUUAAAAUGACCUACCUGGGGUCUCCCACCUCCAUGUAAACAGGCCCUAAUAAUCCUGCUGAUCUUUGUGGUAUAGUCCUGUUUUUUAAUGCCAAGGAAGGUAAAAAAUAGUUUUAUUGUGAAUUUUAAGUGGUGCAAGAUCAGUCUCUUCCAGUUACUUGAAAUUUAGCACCUACAAAAAGUGAAUCACAGCGUGAACACCUGACUUAAAAAGUUUUGUCCUGUAAAAUUGUUGCUUAAAAUACCUGUAGUUGGCAAAUUUGCAAUAUUAAUUACUGUAACUCCACGAACAAGUUGAGAAUUCAAAAUACUUCAGGACCAUAAAUGUGACCUUAUUUUUCCAUGUACAGGGUAUGUGGUAAUUAAGUUGUGAGCUAAUAUUGUUUUUGUGUGACUCAACUUUUAGAUGGAUUUGGCAAUAAGACAAGAAUAGACUAUGGAACAGGUAUUUUUGGCAGUUACGCAUUGAAAUUAUAAUUAACUCAUUAUUAUUUUUAGUAUUAGUUGUAGUAUUUUUAUUAGUGUUAUCUGAAGUCAUUAUAUAAUCACAGUAAUUGCUAAUCACAUGGACUUAAACUUUCCAUGGGGGAGUCUUGUCACUAUGCCAUGUUUUGUAUUAUUAACAGCUGUGAAUGCUUCAAACAGUUAUAUAAUAAAGCGAUACUGUUCCUAAGGAAACAUGACGUAGUGACAAGACUCCGCCUGGUAAAUUUCUCCCAUUCGGCAUAAACUUCCUACGAUAGCUUGCUGCUCUUGGGAGAAAAGAGAAAAAAGGUGCAAAGUAAACCAGCUUUGCUUCAAAGCACUGGUUUAAGUAACUUCGGUACCACUAGCAAAUCAAAGCAUUUUUUGGCCAUUGAGGUGUUUAAUUUGAUCGUCGUGUCAAAAUCUCUGCCCUUUGAGGUGAAUAAUUCAGCUGAUAAUUAGAUCAUGAGUAACAUUUGUCCAUUGAGGUGAAAGAAAAGCUUGGAAUAAUGGAUUCAAAAUGUGUUUUUCUCUUUGAGGAAGCUAACCCCUGGCUAUUAAACCAUUCAAGUGUAAAAUAACUUGACUGUCGCGCUGGCACCGGCUCCUGUCAGGCCCAAUAAUUUAUUAACCUUUACGUCAACCAAAGGAAACUUCUCAAGCACUGCCCAUUAAACUGUUGUUCGCCCAUUGACGUUGAAUAUUCCUGAAAAUGUAUAGUAUUUCUGAAAGGCGCUUCGUGAGUUUUGACGAAUAAAUGCUUGAUUGUGACUUUCAGGCAGCAUAGGAAUGCAUCAAUAUCUUCACACCUCCAUUUGCGAAUUAACAAAAAAUGUUCAGAUAGUAGAGCAGCCAAAUACAUAAAAUAUCUUGUCUUCCUCGGGAUUCAUCACUUAACCAUUCAUGACCUUGAUGAAUUUACUUCCAGAGGCAAAUAAAGAAAUCUAGAAAUUAAUAUAAACAAGUAAUUACUAAAAACUAUAAAGGCCUUGCACUCUGGAAAUUUACUCAAAGGGCUUCCCCCUUUUAUGCAUCCCAAAUGCACAAAAAUAACGUUUUUUCCUUUAAGAAUGCUUACCCACCCUAAUUUCCUCGAGCCAUUUUCAUUUUCUUCACUUCAUUUAUUUCGAACUGUACUGUGAUUCCCCGUAGUUUCUUCCAGCUCUUAAGCCAGCACUUAUACUUUCAAAUUGAAAGUCUUAGUGUUACUAGCUGUUUUUUUGUAGGCCAUGAAGCUUGUUUUGCUGCAUUUGUGUGCUGUCUGUUCAAACUCCGAGUGUUAGACCAAGGUGACUGUGUUGCAAUAGUCUUCAAAGUUUUUCACAAGUAAGUCGUAAAUUUUAUUUGUUUUUAGAUGAUGAUAAUAAUAAUAAUAAUAAUAAUAAUAAUAAUAAUAAUAAUAGUAAUAAUGAUAAUAAGUAAUGAUAACUAAUUACUAAAGAAAUGCAAUUAUUUUUGAAAGAAAUGUAUUUUUGAAAAUAGAUCACAAAUGAAUUUUUGGCUGUGUCAUCAAUUUAUUCUGGAAACAUCCAGCAAUUACUUUUCACCAUAAAUAUACUUUUUCUUGCCUACCCACAGUGAUGAAUACUAAGUUCAAUGUCGGGUAACCCUUUUAAAAUUGCCAACUGGGCAACCAUGCUAAGAAGCAAGGCUGACUCAGUGGCAGAUUCAUAAUGUCGCACAAUGUAUUGGAUAAUUCUCAAAUUCUACGCAACCCUCUUUUUUGCCCAUACAUUUGGGCGUAAGUAAUACCAAGGUGACUGUGGGUAGUGAUGUCACAGUGUAGUAGGGAUGUCACUAAGAUUUCAAGUUGCCGGGUAAAUACAACAAGUAGGCAGGGAGUCAAACAGCUAGGGAUUUCUUUUGGUUGUAUUAUUUUUUCUUCUACUUUCAUAUGAAAGUAACUGGAGGUCACAUUCAUAGUAGCCGGGGGAAAUCCCUGGCCCCCACCUCUUAAUGACAGCCCUGGUCUUGUAUUUACUCCUGGUGGUUCGAGGCUGGGUAAUCCAAUGUGCAACUGUUGUUUGUGGACCAUGGAUUAUGUUUGUGGAGUUGUUCCUGAGGACCUAACAGUAGAGCAAACUUGUGAUUUCAUGUGAAAGGGCUAUUGGUAAUUUGCUUUUUAAAUUGAGUUUAAAGCAGUAGUUCAGGGGCACCCAAUGAGAAUACAGUUCAAAACCACAUAAACAUAGUAUUGUUAAACGUAUUUUAGUAUUUAAACAGUAGAUAUAGGCAUAUUUUUAUCCCCUAAAAGUUUUUCAUCUGUUCAGAUUUCUGAGCUGAAAGUCUAGUGAUCCGAAAAUUAUAGGGAUAAAAAGGCUCCCGAAAAUUCUAUGUGACCUUUUCACUGUAAAAAUCCGUUAAAAAUGGGCAAUUAUACCAUUUUUUAGAUCUUCGAAAAUCCUAGGGGAGGCAGGCAAGCAAGAAAUUCUACAACAAAAAUUCUAGAUCUCAGAUCAUCUUCCAAACAGAUAUUUUCCAAAAAUUGACAUUGGGUGCCCCUGGUAGUUGGUCUAUAUGAAUUGGGUUUAUGCUCAAAUUUUUGUCAGAAACAGAGUGUUUUGUGCAGCUCGUUUUACAUAUACAUUGAGCCAGCCCUCAACUUCCGUUAGGAAUGUAAUGAAUUUGUGGACUUUUAAUUGUUUUAGAGACUACAUUUACCCCUGGAGGGACUCUUUGCCCUGUGACGCUCACUCAUUAGAUCCCAAUAUCUUAUUCAAAUUUAUAUUUUUAUACCUCUCAUACAUACUUCACGCCAUUCUUAUGCUUUUUUAGUAAAGGGCUUAUUUAUUAUUAUUAGUUCCUGAGGCCUAGUGGGGCAUAGUUUGCCAUGAGUUCCUCCGCCCAAUCAGCACUGCUCUUUUAUUUUCAUUUUUUUUUUCUUUUUGUCAUAAUUUCACUUUUUUAAGCCUAGAACUAUGAUUAGUACGACUAUCUAAUAUAUUUAUUUUAAGAUUUACUGUAGCUCUGCCAUUGAUUUUCCCAUGUGCAAUUAUGAUAAUAUUUUGUUCUAAUUAUCUAACUGAGGGAGCCCAUUCCUUAUAAGCCUGGUGGCUUCUCUUGGGCUUCCUCACCGUGAGAGUUUAAAUAAUUUUUGCUUUGUACAACUUAUGGCAAACAAAACAAUAAACAAUAAACACUCUGGAGUUCCAUGUGUUCAAAUCCCACUAGGAACUCAAGAAUUUAUCUUUUAGUUUUGUCACAUGCAUGUGAUAUUGCAGAUUAAUAUAACAUCACCCUUUCUGAUGCAUCUCCAUGUACGAAGUACUGUAGUAAUAAGUAAGUACUUCUAUUCUAAUCUAUCGUCCAUUAAAAUUUUUGCCUGAUCAAAUUCUCUCAAGAUAUUUGGAGCUUAUGAGGAAAUUACAAAUGCAAUACAGAAUGGAACCUGCUGGCAGUCAAGGAGUAUGGGGACUCGAUGAUUUCCAAUUUCUGCCCUUCAUCUGGGGUAGCUCCCAACUGAUAGGUAUGUGGUGUUCUAAUCACAGGUUAUAGUCAGUUAGCAAAGUUAUCAGUGAUUGGAGGAGCAAUGGUGGCACAGUUGGUUGCAUGGCUCUGGGUGCCCAAGGUCCUGGGUUUGAUCCCUGGUGACAUCCUUGUUUCAACUUCUCUUUCACUUGGUUAGCUCAGUUGGAUGAGCUUAUGCUGCUGAGCAGGAGGCCAUGCAUGGGUUCAAACUCCAGUCGGACCAACACUCAGGGUCUUUAAAUAACUGAGGAGAAAGUGCUCCUUUCUGUAUGCAUUGGGUAGCUGCAGAUGUCGAUUUUGUCACAUGUUUUCAGUCAAAUAAGGCAAAAUUGUCGCAUAACAUUACAACAAUUGUAUUGCAUGGUAAUACAACUAGCAAGCUCUGUGCAACCAUAUCAGCAACUGAAACAAGAAAAUAAAAAAGCAUCAGGUUAAAUAAGUAAACCAAAAAGUCUCAACAUACAGUACACUUUUUGCCACAUUUCUUUGCUUUCAUUGAAUGACAAACAUUAUCAAACUUGCAUGAUUGGAAUCACAAUUCGAUUGUCAAUUUAAUCUGUAAGAUCAUUGCUGCAUCAAUAGCGAUCAUCACGAUUUCAAUUUCGUUGGAAAAACCAGAUGUACAAAGGCUCGGUGAUUAGACUUUCUAGUCCCCUCGGGUAAGGACGAUAAACAGUAGGCCCUGUCUCACAACCCUGGCACAUGUAUAGAAUCUGUGGAACAUUAAAGAACCCACACACUGGUCGUAUAGAGAAAGGGACGUUGUUCCCUGUGUGGUGGUGUAUCUCUCAUUGGGGGAAAGACUGUUACAAGCCCAUAGUAACAGGCACCAUGCUCUGUUGUGGAGACCUGCCAAGAAUUGGUGAAACUGAGUAAAUAACUAAGUAAAUAAAUUUUUCAACCUUUAAAAGUUGUUAUUUCCCUGUUCAUAAUUUGUUCCAGGUCAUCCUGAUCUCAUGCCAUCUCACUUUCCCGAAAUAAGAGCUGCUGAACAAAAUCACCUUGAUUAUAUGUUCUUUGACUGUAUCAAGUUUAUACACAAGGUAAUUAUAAUAGGCAAAGAGCUGAGUUGCCUAUAUAAAACAAAACAAAAACAGUAAAUCCAGGUUUACAAAGUACAGAAAGCUUCAUGGCAUUUUGCUUCGUUAUUAUAUUUAAAACCCAGCUCCCAUAAUUUUUUUUGUAAAGAAAAUAUUAUUUGAAGUGUACUGCUUAUCCAGUUACUAAGCUGUCAGCAUCUGAACCUUGUGUUGAUUAAUGGUUCAAGCAGCUUUUUUAGGGAAAAAUUAAUUUAGCUGAAUACUUAAUUACAGAGAAUGUAAUCUAAAGAAACAAAGUUUAUUACGAAAAACUCCAAUGCUAGUUAUAAAGAGUGCCUCAUUCAGUUAAAUCUUCUACCACUUAAUUGCUGGUUGGAUUUGUUCUUUUACUUUAAUGUAAAGUAGGUUGACUUUCAUUGAAUUUGAAAAAUUAUGUUCCUGUUCCCCUGGUACUAUUACCAGCUGGGGGUUCAUCUACUGGCUUAUAUAAUUUACAGCCAUAACUACAUUCCAAAAAUUUUGUACGGUUUGUAAAGGAAUGCCAGCUUAUACCUAAUAACAUUACAGUCGACUCCCGGUAACUCGAACCCUCUCUAACUCGAACCUCCCGCUAACUCGAAGCAAUUUUCAUUUCCCUUCGGAUCGUUUUCUAUAUAAUUUUACCCUCGAUAACUCGAACUCCCGAUAACUCGAACUGUUUUUUAUUUCCCUUGAAGGUUCGAAUUAUCGGGAGUCGACUGUAUUUCAGUCUAGUACUUCUCUAAGCACCUUCAAAGGUAAACUAAAGGCUAGUUUUAAUAUUAAGAGCAGUGUUUGACCAGGACAACACAAGAUCAUAUAUUAAGCUUGUUUGCCCAAAAUAUCGUAAGGCUACUUUUUGAUCCAAAAAGCAGUUGUGCACUUGUAAAGUUUGAUAUGUCUGAUAUGUAGAUCAUUUUCUUUUCAUACUUCUUUCUUGUACUCCACUUUUUUGGGUUAACUAGGGGUAAGAGUCUGGUUAGAUAGUUUUUUUCUCUUUCUUAUGUUUAUUGAUAGGUUAGUUUUGGGUGGUUAAAUUUUGUAGGGGACUUCACAUGUCCUAUUGUUUUUCCACCUUGUAUAUGAUAUGUAUACCUAAUCAGUAAAUAAAUAAAUAGCUAGUGCAAAAUGCCAUUUUUUUGUGGGGUGUCUAGAAAACGACGACCUAGAAAACGAAGACCUACGACCUAGAAAACGACGACCUAGAAAACAACGACCUAGAAAACAACGACCUAGAAAACAACGACCUAGAAAACGACGACCUAGAAAACGACGACCUAGAAAACGACGACCUAGUAAACAACGACCUAGAAAACGACGACCUAGAAAACGACGACCUAAAAAAAAACGCGGGGAGGGGAGGGGGGGGCUUAAUAGAAGUGUGCGAGAAAUGCCCCAUCCCCGGACAAAACCAAAAUAGCAUAUUCAUAGCAAAUCUCGAUGUAAUCUUAUGAAACGUGCCAAACACCCACGCAAAUCGCUCAUAGCCGCUAGUUACCCGGGGCUGGUUAUAAGUAAUGCUAAGGUCAAUAGGUCUAAUAUGCACGUGCAGCACACUUUUUUGCACGUCGUAGUAAGAGCAGAUGAUUCUCUCAGAACCAAAAUUUCUUGGAUGCAUUUUGGGCGCUUUCCAUUCACCCAAAACUUAAGAAACUUUGGAAACAGUGGCAAUUGGUACAGUAUUUUCCCGGAAAAGUUCCCAGACUUCCGGAAAAGUUUCCGAAAUGCGAACCUUUCAACCAGAAAUUUUAGACAUUCGGAAGCAAAUUUGAAUGAGGAAAGAAAACUUCCCGAUGAUAAUUUUCGAAAAUUUGGGUAUAUAUUGCGAAAAUACUGUUCCAUUUGGUACUGCAAGGAAGUUGCCGAAAAUUUAAACCAGACGUUUUGAUUGAAUGGAAUGGCGCCCAUGCAAAGGUAACCAAACUUGUUGCCAAUUGUGUGUCCUUUACGCGUGCGCGUGAGAGCUCCACUAAAAAAGUUUCUCUAGUCAAAUUUUCCUUUAGUAUGGUCAAUGAAGUCAUGAUUCAACCUGACUGACUGCUGGAAGCAAAAGCUUUGCUUUGACCUAUUUAUUAUCCUGAUAUCAAUUUAAACAAAUUUCCAUCAAAUCUUACUGACCUAAAUAAUAUACACUGCUUCACUAGCGCGUCGUUUAUAGCGGGAAGUUCAAGCCCACAUAAAUCAAACGGGAAAUAAAUCAGACGUGCCUUUUAUGUGCUCAACACCAUAAACAAAGAGUUUAUAUUUUGAAAAUAAAGAAAGAAGGGCUUCAACAUUUUCUCGUACCUUUCCUUACAUGAAACGGUAACGGUAACGAGAAUUCUGAAAUAUUAUGUGGGACACAAUGAAGGUUGACAUGUCAUCAGAUUUGAACUGUAUUUGAACUGUAAAAUUUGAAUCGUAUCAUCCUAGGAGUUUCUGUUUCCUCACAGGUCUGAUAGCGUGGUAUAUAUGCAGUGAGAUCUCCGGCAGAACUUUUGAAUUGUUCAGAAAUAAACUCUUACAUCAGGAGAAAUAGAGACAACGCCGCAGAGCAAAAUUAAAAAUUUCACUUCGGUUCAUUUUUAAUUCUUCCAUCACUUUCACGCAAUGCACAAUGCAAUGUCCAAGACAAAACAAUAGCUCCUGCGACGACACUAGGCACUCUAUAACUGCUGUUUAAAAAUGCGAGAGACGGUUUUAUAAACUGCGUUAUGAAAAUAACGCAAGAACAAUACUGAUGUAGGUAUCUCGCGGGGUACAUGUAACGAAGGUUUAUGUUAAUCAAUAAGUCAAUCGAGCAUCUCCGCCUAAACGUGAAAAUUUCCCAAAUUUGACUUUUAGAAAUACUUCGUUCCCCAAACCUCUUUUUAUAAACACACUCCGGGAUCGCUCAUGAAACUAACCCGAUCUAAAAGAAAUACAUUUAUAAUUCGCAAUCAGAACAAACACAAAUCGUCUUAAUCUCGUAGCUAAAUUCAGAAAACUUCAAUGUUAAUUAUAACUUACUUCUGUGGCGGUCGUUACCACAAUCGCACUUUACAGGUUAGCAAAUUCUUUUAACAGAUUCUUCAGGUAAGCGGAUUUAUAGACAGACUGUAAAUUAUUUUCUUUCUCACUUCGAUUCUACUGAAAAGCUGGUUUGAAACACAAUAAGCUAAUACAAUUCUUGUCAUCAAAUAAAUCUAUCCAAUAACAAACAGGCAACGCUUGUUUGAUAAACGAAACAGAGGGGAGACCUCGCGUACCUUGCAUUUCCAAUUCCACCGUUUUAUUCCUUGGUUUCAUACCCUUAGCCGGUACAAAUAAUAUUUACUAUUUUUCUGUAAUUUUCCUUCUUCGCCCACCUCUCACCCCUUCAUAAUUCCCUCCUAUCGUCCUCUUAUUUCCCGCCUUUUGUACCCCUCUAACCCCUUAAUCCUUCGAGCUACCCCUUCCUUGUCGUCGUUUUCUAGGUCGCCGUUUUCUAGGUUGUCGUUUUCUAGGUCAUUGUUUUCUAGGUCGUCGUUUUCUAGGUCGUCGUUUUCUAGGUCGUUGUUUUCUAGGUCGUCGCUUUCUAGGUCGUCGUUUUCUAGGUCGUCGUUUUCUAGGUCUUCGUUUUCUAGACACCCUUUUUUUGUGCAAUGAGAUCCUGUUUCCUAGUCAUCUGGCGGGUUUACUCUUUGCCACACUCGUCUUAAAAAAAGUGGGAGGGAUUGCAACAGUGAAUUGUUUUUCACUGUUUAUUCUAGCACGAAACAUCUAUGGUUUUGUGAAAAGGGGAACAUUCUUAAAUUGUUAAAAAAAAAAAGGGCAAGGGCGGGUAUCGAACCCGGUACCUUCAGCUUCAAAGGUUAAGUGCAGUUAAUGCCUUGCGCCAUGAGGACAAUAGGUAGAGAUACCCUUAUGGCCAGGUGGACAGACUUACACAGACAUUAAGAAGCACUAAAACUAAAGCAAAAGUUUUGUUAAAUUUGUUUUAUUAGAAUUGCUGUUUUGCUCACUGAAAAUGCCUCCUGCUGUAUCAAAUCCUGUAGAAGAUUGUUUCUAGAAUAAGAUAUAUAAUGAGUCAUUGUGUGAACUUGUUUUAACUGAUUCACUCUCUUUGAAAUCCCAGAAAAUAUCUUUCCAUGUCACAAUUUGUAACAAGUAAGCUCUUUUUUUCUUUUUUUAGAUGAAAAGUGGACCUUUUGCGGAACAUUCUAAUGUACUAUGGGGAAUAAGUUCUGUUGCUGCAUGGGAAAAAGUUAACUCUGGAUUAAUCAAAAUGUACAAAGUUGAGGUAACUGGUUAGAUUGUUUCUCUUUCUAUACUUCUCUCAAAGGAGAUUUCCGGACAGUUCAAGGACUCCUUUUACCUCCCCUCCUGCUCCAGCCAUUGGCACCUGCUGGAGAAACACUUUUCUUACCUGUCUAUUUUUAGGAGUGCCAAGAAACUUGUUAAAGAUCUGCCUAUUGAAGCCAACACUUUGUGACCCUCUCCUGUCCUGAGACAGAACACUUCCCAUACAAUGUUUAGUAUAGUCUUUUGUCGAACACUUGUUAAUCUCAAACAAAUCUCAUUUGAAUCUGGGGAUGAAGAGUUGCAAAAUAUCAUGUACAUCUGCUGUACAUGCAGUGAUUUUGUUAUCUCUGCGUCCUGCGUCCCUGAUGCAUAAAGAUCGCCAAAGAUGCAAAAUAAUAAUGGUAUGUGUCCUGUGAGACACAAAGAAUGAUCCAUUGAUUUGAAGAUUUUUUGGAGUAGAAUAUCCGGUGUGUGUGAUUUCUUUUUUCAGUAAAGUGUAAAAAAGGGUUUUUGCAUCUGUCUCCAUAUUAACUGUCUGGUUACAUAAAGGCCCAAGCAUUUCAAUUUAGGACUCCCAGGACUCACCAUAACUAUUUGUAACAAAAUCUCUGUACAUGUAGUUUUAUAUUAAAAGAAUAUACCUGCAGGGAGAAUACUCCAGAGUAAAAGUGACUGGGAUGUUGAGGGAUUUAUGGGGGCUUUGAAAUUUUCCGUUUGCUUUUUUUUUUCUUGGAUAGGAAAAUUUGAUAAGUGAUUUUUGGGGUACCUUGAUUUAAGAAGAGAUUUUUGGGGUGCUCAAAACAAUCUGAAGACUGAUGUCUUUCCAUGUAUGUAUGCCAGCCACAUAGUUCUGCUUAUUCUUGGUUUGUGCCUUUAAAAAACUGUCGCUUAACGUUGGGGAUGAGGAGCUGCGAAAUAACAGGAACAUGUAGUUAAGGGAUAAUAUACCCCAGGGGGGGUAGUCCAAGGUAAAAUAAACAGGGAGAAAACGCAGGAGUUUUUUAGGGUAUAAAAUUCUCUGCUCCGCUUUUUUGUUUGGAUAAGAAAAUUUGGCUAGUAUUUUGUAGGGUGUUCAAAACAAUCUAAAUAUUGGUGUACCAGGCACAUAUGCCAGUAGUAAUUCUGCUUGAUCAAGUACAACCAAACUUGUUUUGCAAUGUUUUAACAGUUAAUUUAAUAAUUAAAUAAACACAUUCUGAUUAUAGAGAAGCCUACUUAUUUAAGUCCAUUAAUUGGCCCAGCAUUCCUUCACAUGAGCGGCGAGCAUGGGUGGAGUUUCAUAGCUACUUAGAAGAAUUACACAGCACAAAAGGAAUUAACAUGAUCAAUAUGAAUGUGAAUUUUUGCUAAAAAUUUGGAUAUAAGACAGCAAAGAUAUUGUCAUUCACAGACAGUGAAUCCAGGGGUUUUAACCUGGACCUUGGAUUAUCAAUUUUCCAACAUUUUUAGCAGAGAAAAGGAAAUGUAUGCCUCUCACAAAGAGAGGGGGGGUGGUCACAGAUACGCAGGACCCCCAUAGGCUAUGCUCUUGUUGGUGCGGAAAGGAAAGCAUGUUCUAAACCCUUGAAAGACUGUGAAAGAUCUAAUUAGGGAGCACAAGCACAGGCUGCCCAUGUGCGAAAUUUGAGUAUAUCGGCCUUCUUGCAUAACCUUUGAAAUAAUUGUGUGAGGAUUUUUAUGGGGAAAACAAGAUUAUUUCUUUAACCUGUCCAAUGAACAUGAAAGGAUUUGAAUAAAAAUUGGCUAACUUACUCAAGAGCUAACUGGUUACAAUAAAACCCAUACAUUGGCUUUAGUCGGCUCUGGAAUCACAAAGAAAGAAGAAUUAUCACACAACUUAAUUGAGGCUAGCCUGUAUAAAUCCUCAUAUUUCGAAGGCCACACAACAAUGCCAAUGCUCUCAUUUCUAGCUUGGGCCCCCUGAACAUAACGAAUUUACACAGAAAUGUUUCUCAGCAACAGAAUCAGAUCUCGUUCAAACCCAAAAUGAUUUUACUCUUCCUAUUCCACAGUCUACUGACAAUAGUCAAAAUCAAAUCAAGUAGAAUUUUUUUUGUUUUAAGUUUUGCUUUAUUGUUGAUCAGUUUUUGUUUAUUCUCUAGGUACUAUCCAAGUUUCCUGUGAUACAGCACUUUGUUUUUGGAACACUGAUGUCCAUUGAAGAGGCAGACAAAUUUAAGAAACCUCUGUAACACUCUGUGACCUUAUGUUACGACUUCCCGAUUACUAAGGUUGGCAAAGAUAAGGCAGUAACAUCUCUGCAAUAGUCAUGACAAGUCACUGUGACCAGCAAGUCACCAUGGCAAGACUGCAUGUACAGCCUUGUUCAUGUAAUUGGCAUAUUUUGUCCAGGCAUUGAAUGAUUGUAAGCAAGCCUUGUUCACUCUGCUUACUCGGCAUGUGAAUUCAGGCCAAUCUACAGCAAAUCCUCUCAUGGAGGAAACUUCUUUAAGAUAAUCACCUGGGUAAAUGGACACCUAGAGUUGCUCCGUGCCUUUUUAAAUUCUUUUUAGUUAACACUCUCUAAAGGUGAUGUUACACGAGACAAUUCACAAAGACAAUUUUCAGCACAACACAGCGUUGCAGUGUUGGAACAAUGUUGCAAACAUUCGAAACAAUGUUACAACAAUGCUGUAAUGCUGUCGUUGCGCUAAAAACCAUUGUUGCGAAUCGUCUCGUGUAACAUCACCUUAAGAUAAAUAGACGCAUUGUGAAAAUGGACACGUAGAGUUGGUCCCUACCUUUCUUGACUCCUCUUAGUUUACUCUCUGUAAGAGGGAUGGACACCUUCGUUGCUAAAAUGGACAGCUAGGGUUUAGUCACUGUCUUUCUUUUACCCCUUUUGGCUCUCUAUAAGAUGGAUACCUCACUAAAAUGGGCGUCUAGAGUUGGUCCCUUUGUUUCUUUCCCCCUUUUAGUUUGACUCUCUUUAAGAUGGAGAAACAUUUUCCAAUUUGCCAAAACAUGAAAAAAAUCAUUUUUCUUCAAAACUGGGAAUUCACAGGAACACGGCAAAAACCUUGAGGGUCCUGCUACACCCUUGGGAUCAGAGGCACUAUGUCUCCAUCUUAAAGAGGUGGCACCUGAGAGUUACUGGGGGUUAAUUUGUUCUGGGCUAAAACCCUUGUGUACCAAUAAUACUUCCUUCCUCUGUGGUAAAUAAAGAAUGUGACAUUCUAAGAGCAAAUAGGUUUACCAAGUUCUUUCCUUUGAACUUUGACAGUGAAAACCCACAAGUAGAACUGCAUUUUCAAAAGUUAGCUUCGGCAGGUUAUUUCAUAAAUGGUAAUUCAGCACAAUUAUUUAGGUGAAAUUGAAGAAUUGCUCCCCAAAUAAUCUGUCGGCAGGUUGUUGUCUAACUGUCAACCAACGGUCAGCCGACAAUUAGUGGCCAACAGUCAGCUGACAAAUGGCAACUGUUGGUCGACAAAGGACCAACAGUCAGCCGACAGUUUUCCCCAUUUUUUUGCUGGUGAACAACAGAUGGCCAACAAAUUUUGGGGGAAGCUGUUCUCAAUUUUACCAUUAUUUAGGUUAUUUAUAGGUUCUUAAAUAGGUUCUCAUUUUCUGAAGAAAAAAUACAUGUAUCCGUAUAUCAAAAAUCAAGAUUUUACGCAGAUUUUAAGCGAAAUACCAAUAAAUACUCGAGUAUU